AUGACAAUCUUCUACAACCAACCAAGCGACUUGAACGAAUUAAGCAGAAUCAACGAAUUCAACUUUCCUAUAGAAUUCUUCUUAAAGGAUAAUGCACCAGUCAAGCAUAACGCUACUCCUUCUACAUCUAAAGCUAGACUCGAUCUGAUUCAACAUGACAACUCGUACGAAGCGAAAGUAGAUCUGGCUGGUUACAAGAAGGAGCAGCUAGAAAUCUCUAUCCACGACCACAAAAUAAGUGUCAAGGCUAGCAAGCCAGCUGAAGAAGAAUCAAAGAAGUCGGACGAGCAAAGAUACUUAAUCAGCGAACUCAACUCAACUCCCUCAAUCAACAGAACGUGGAGACUCCCAGAGCACGUCACAGAGGACAAUAUUCACGCCGCCUACGAUAACGGUUUGCUCACCCUCAGAUACUCAAGACACGCGCCCGAAUCUGAACCAAAGAAGAUUUCCAUUAGGUAG
This is a messenger RNA of Wallemia ichthyophaga EXF-994, 462 nucleotides long. Its product is annotated as 23.2 kDa heat shock protein. Bases 1 to 462 code for a protein of 153 amino acids. The record is from RefSeq and is a predicted model, not a curated record. NCBI's taxonomy places the organism in Eukaryota, Fungi, Basidiomycota, Wallemiomycetes, Wallemiales, Wallemiaceae. The transcript is spliced from 2 exons. Gene Ontology annotation, biological process: response to hydrogen peroxide; protein complex oligomerization; protein folding.